GUCAUUCUGUGGCGACGGCUAUGUUGGUAGGAGAUAGCGGUGGAUUAAAGCGCACGACAUCGAGGGAAUUAUCAACAGUCAUAGAAAAAUACGCCUUUACCCAGUAGUAAUUAGAUCACAAUUAUCUCAAACAAUGUCAGUAAUUGUAUGACAGUGUUUAAAAAAAUUAUGGACCAUGUAGGUUACCGUGGGAAAUAAGGGAUGAUUUAACGUUAGCUAAUUCUAUACCGUAAAACGUCGCUCAUUAAACCGUUUUGUUAUAUAUUUCUAUAUAACGUUACCUAUAUUUUCUACAACACUGUCGUUGCUUUAACAUUUUUAUUUCGUAAUUAGUGUAGCUAUUGAUUAUCAAGGUAACGGAAUACUUACUGCACUGGGAUGGACAAUGCCCACACGAAAACGGUGGAGGAAGUGUUGGGUUUUUUCUGCGUGAACGAGUCCACGGGUCUGAGCACCGAGCAGCUCAGGAAGGCGAGGGAGAAAUGGGGCUCCAACGAACUCCCAGCAGAAGAAGGAAAGUCCCUCUGGGAGCUGGUGGUCGAGCAGUUUGAGGAUCUGCUGGUGCGGAUCUUGUUGCUGGCGGCAUGCAUCUCCUUUACCCUGGCCUGGUUUGAGGAGGGAGAGGGGACGAUCACAGCGUUUGUGGAGCCCUUUGUCAUCCUUCUCAUCCUCAUUGCUAAUGCUAUUGUUGGCGUGUGGCAGGAGCGUAACGCGGAGAACGCCAUCGAGGCGCUGAAGGAGUACGAGCCGGAGAUGGGGAAGGUGUACCGGCAGGACAAGAAGAGUGUACAGCGUGUGCGUGCGCGGGACAUCGUGCCCGGGGACAUCGUGGAGGUGGCCGUUGGAGAUAAGGUACCGGCCGACAUCCGGCUGACCUCCAUCCGCUCCACCACGCUGAGAGUGGACCAGUCCAUCCUGACGGGGGAGUCCGUGUCCGUGCUGAAACACACUGACCCAGUGCCUGACCCACGCGCCGUCAACCAGGACAAGAAGAACAUGCUGUUCUCUGGCACGAACAUCGCGGCGGGGCGGGCCACGGGGGUGGCGGUGGCCACGGGGGUGCAGACGGAGAUCGGGAAGAUCCGCGAUGAGAUGGCGGCCACAGACCCAGAGAGGACUCCACUGCAGCAGAAACUGGACCAGUUCGGAGAGCAGCUGUCUAAGGUGAUCACGCUGAUCUGUGUGGCGGUGUGGGGCAUUAACGUGGGGCAUUUCAGCGACCCCGUGCACGGGGGCAGCUGGCUGCGUGGGGCAGUUUACUACUUCAAGAUCGCUGUGGCACUGGCUGUGGCUGCUAUUCCCGAGGGUCUCCCCGCGGUGAUCACCACCUGCCUGGCCCUGGGCACGCGGCGUAUGGCGCGUAAGAACGCCAUCGUGCGCAGCCUCCCCUCCGUGGAGACGCUGGGCUGCACCUCGGUCAUCUGCUCCGACAAGACCGGCACCCUCACCACCAACCAGAUGUCCGUGUGCCGGAUGUUUGUGGUGGACAGUGUGACGGGGGAGCAAUGUGCCCUGAGCGAGUUUACAGUGACCGGCUCUACUUACGCUCCAGAAGGGGAAGUGUAUAAGGAUGGCAGUCCUGUGCGCUGCAGCCAGUUUGAAGGGCUGGUGGAAAUGGCCACAGUGUGUGCCCUCUGCAACGACUCCUCCUUGGACUACAAUGAGGCAAAGGGUGUCUAUGAGAAAGUGGGCGAGGCCACGGAGACCGCCCUCUGCUGCCUGGUGGAGAAAAUGAACGUGUUCGACACCGACCUGCACGGCCUAACCCCAACUGAGAGAGCCACUGCCUGCUGCUCUGUGAUAAAGCAGCUCAUGCAGAAGGACUUGACGCUGGAGUUCUCCAGAGACAGGAAGUCCAUGUCGGUCUUCUGCUCCCCCAACAAGCUCAGCCGGUCUGCCUCAGGGGCCAAGAUGUUUAUAAAGGGUGCCCCCGAGAGUGUUCUGGAGCGUUGCCAGUGGUUACGGAUUGGGGGGGGCUCGCGGUUGCCCCUGACGACGGCCCUGCGGGAGCGGCUGUUGUCGACGGUGCGGGAGUGGGGGUCUGGCCGGGACACCCUGCGCUGCCUCGCCAUGGCGACCCGCGACUCCCCGCCCGACCCCCGCUGCCUCAACCUGGAGAACUCCGCCUGCUUCUCCGACUACGAGUCGGACCUGACGUUCGUGGGCUGUGUGGGGAUGCUGGACCCCCCCAGGAAGGAGGUUCUGGGGGCGGUGCGGAUGUGCAGGCAGGCUGGGAUCCGUGUCAUCAUGAUCACAGGGGACAAUAAGGGCACGGCUCUGUCGAUCUGUCGGCGUGUGGGGAUCAUCACGGAGCAGGAGGAGGAGGAGGGCCAGGGGGGGCAGUUUGGGGGGGGUCUGACGGGGCGGGAGUUUGACGAGCUGCCCCCCCACCUGCAGCGGCAGGCCUGCCGGACCGCCCGCUGCUUCGCCCGCGUGGAGCCCACGCACAAGAGCCGCAUCGUGGAGUACCUCCAGAGCCUGAGCGACAUCACCGCCAUGACAGGAGACGGGGUGAACGACGCCCCCGCUCUGAAGAAGGCGGAGAUCGGCAUCGCCAUGGGCUCUGGCACCGCCGUGGCCAAGUCCGCCUCUGAGAUGAUCCUCGCCGACGACAACUUCUCCACCAUCGUGGCCGCAGUGGAGGAGGGCCGGGCCAUCUACAACAACAUGAAGCAGUUCAUCCGCUACCUCAUCUCCUCCAACAUCGGGGAGGUGGUCUGUAUAUUCCUGACGGCCGCGUUGGGAAUGCCGGAGGCUCUGAUCCCGGUGCAGCUGCUUUGGGUCAAUCUGGUGACGGACGGCUUCCCAGCCACAGCGCUGGGGUUCAACCCCCCCGACCUGGACAUCAUGUCCCGCCCCCCACGCUCCCCCAGGGAGCCCCUCAUCUCCGGCUGGCUGUUCUGCAGAUACCUCAUCAUCGGCUGUUAUGUUGGAGCUGCGACCGUGGGAGCUGCUGCUUGGUGGUUCAUGGCAGCUCAUGAUGGACCCAAAGUCUCCUUCUACCAGCUGUCUCACUACCUGCAGUGCAGUGAGGGGCACAGUGACUUUGCGGGGGUGCAGUGUUCAGUUUUCGAGUCGCCGUACCCCAUGACCAUGGCCCUGUCUGUACUCGUCACCAUCGAGAUGUGCAACGCCCUCAACAGUCUGUCGGAGAACCAGUCCCUGCUGAAGAUGCCUCCCUGGUCGAACCCGUGGCUGGUCGGGGCGAUCUGCCUCUCCAUGGCCCUGCACUUCCUCAUCCUGUAUGUGGACCCACUCCCGAUGAUCUUCCAGAUCCGGCCGCUUUCCUGGCCCCAGUGGGUGACAGUGCUGAAGAUGUCUCUGCCCGUCAUCCUGAUGGACGAGGUGCUGAAGUUCCUGGCCCGGAACUACAUCGAGCCGGGCUACGACCUGGAGCUGGAGGAGGAGCUGGCCCGCAGGAGGCGGGGCCAGGGGGCGGCGCCCGGGCUGCUGGCGCCUGUCCGUCAGGCCCUGAGGGGCGUGUCCUGGUCCUUUGUGCUGGUCUCCGCCCCCCUGCUGGUGUGGAUCUACAGCCUGGACUCUGACAUCACCAACAUCUUCUGGACAUAAGAGAGAGAGAGAGAG
Molecule: messenger RNA, 3585 nt
Organism: Conger conger (European conger)
Lineage: Eukaryota; Metazoa; Chordata; Actinopteri; Anguilliformes; Congridae
Product: sarcoplasmic/endoplasmic reticulum calcium ATPase 2
Exons: 23
Coding region: 379-3570 (1063 amino acids)
Biological process (GO): calcium ion transmembrane transport; intracellular calcium ion homeostasis
Cellular component (GO): membrane
Molecular function (GO): P-type calcium transporter activity; ATP hydrolysis activity; ATP binding
Source: RefSeq, a predicted model, not a curated record